UCUGGGUAGGAAAAUGUCCCCAUGGGCUUGUUGUGCUGCUGUCUGCCUUCUAUUUGCAUGAUAUUUUUCUAUUCAGUCUUAUCAUCAGUGUGCUGUGAGGUGGGAGUGCUGGCUCCGUCUCAGAGGCUGGACCCAGGCUUUAUCGGCAGGCAUAUCACUGAUGGAUGCCAUCAUGAAUCAGAAAACAUAAGUUCUGCUCUCAUAAGGACGCUGCCACUUGUAUUUUUCCAGAAGAUAAUCAACGGUGGGAUGAAGAAUUGAAGUCUUAACAAAACUUUGUGCCAACAUGUCUAAACCAAUGGAUCACGUUAAACGUCCAAUGAAUGCUUUCAUGGUUUGGUCCAGAGCCCAGCGAAGAAAAAUGGCUCAGGAGAACCCGAAAAUGCACAAUUCCGAGAUCAGCAAGAGAUUGGGAGCGGAGUGGAAACUUCUCACCGAGUCAGAGAAAAGGCCAUUCAUCGACGAGGCUAAACGGCUGAGAGCAAUGCACAUGAAGGAACACCCAGACUAUAAAUACAGACCGAGGCGGAAGCCUAAGACUCUGAUGAAAAAAGACAAGUUUUCUUUCCCUGUGCCCUACAAUCUUGGGGAACACGACGCACUCAAAGUUAACGGGCUUUCCAGUGGAGCACUUUCCGAGUCCCUAAUUGGGAACCCUGAUAAGGCUGCAGCGGCUGCAGCGGCCGCAGCGGCGAGGGUAUUCUUCAACCCGUCCAUGUCCACGAACCCCUAUUCAUUUUUCGACCUGGGAUCCAAGAUGACAGAGCUUUCUCCACCUUCGUUUCCGUACGCGUCUCCACUGGGGUACCCAGGAGGCGCGACGGCUUUCUCCGGGACUGGCAGUGUCGGUGGUGGGACGCACACCCACACUCACUCACAUCCCUCCCCGGGAAACCCAGGCUACAUGAUCCCUUGUAACUGUACGGCCUGGCCCUCAGCAGGACUUCAGCCACCCUUAGCCUACAUCCUGCUCCCUGGGAUGGGAAAGCCUCAACUUGAACCAUACCCUGCAUAUGCUGCGGCAUUAUGAUAGGCCCAUUUUGGACUCCAGAGAAAUUGAAAUGUGAAAACAAACAAACAGAAAAAAAAUAUCCAUGCAAGAGUUUUAUUAUGCAUGCACAAACUUGUACAUGUGAUGAAGUGCUCGUCGUCUCAGAUAUCACAUGUGUAUGUAUAUUGAUUAAUGCCUUUAUCUAAGGUAAUGCUUAUUUAGAGAACUCUCUAAUCUAUUAUUAUCCAGCCAUCACCUCUCAGAACACUGAGGAAACGAACUGAAGGAUGGCAGAAAUGCACAAAUUUGAGAGGAAAGGGUAGCCUAUCAGACCAUUUUGCCCUUGUCAAUGUGAAUACUCAGUUGCAAGGUACCCUAUUUGAUUUCUAUCUUUUGCAAGUUGCACCUGCUCGACUAACCUGUUGGAAUCAAGGGUAGCCUAGAUAAUAGUGUUCAGCAGUGAAUAAAUACAGCCAUAUCAGUCACAGGAUCAUAACCAUGCAUUUUCUCUCAGAUAAGUUGUUGUAGGCUAAUGGAUCACUGGUUAUAAUUCAUGGGUUGAUCAAGGAGGAUGUCAUAGCCCAUUACCCUCUUGAAUGACUGUAAAUGUGUACAGAUAAAUGACUCUAGUUAAUUUGCCAUUAUAGGCUAGUGUUUGAGAUAGGGCCUGGAACUUACGUAUUUCUCUAGAAAUCCGGUGUAUAUUUUGAGUUUUUAAACCGUUUUAUAGAUGUCUGUAAUAUUUAUUGUUUAGUGGAAUCAUUAUGGUGACCCGGACAAUUUUAAGAGAUGACAAACCUAGUUCUGUAAUAUUUGCACACAAAACGUAUAGGCUGUAAUUUAUUUGAAGGUGAUAUUCAAUUUCAGUGCAUUGCAACUCUCGGUUUUGAUUCACGAGUCGGUCCCCUCCACCCACCCACCCAUCCCUCAAACAAUAGCAAAGUUCCUACAGAUACAGGUGGCCGAAGUUUAUUAUAGGAGUUUAUUAUAGGAGGCUUUCUUGACACCCCAACCCCCUUCCCCCCGUAUCAUGUGCAAGAGAAAAAGCGUUUUUAACUAACUCUUAUGGAAUUUGUAUGUUUUGUGUUUUCUUUAACCACCGUUAUGUACUUCAGACUAUUGCUACUCUGUUCACUUGUUGAGCAAAAGGACUACAAUAAAGCGAAUGCGGAUUAAA
Messenger RNA from Myripristis murdjan (pinecone soldierfish), 2168 nucleotides. It is a transcript of the gene sox21b, whose product is annotated as SRY-box transcription factor 21b. Gene Ontology annotation, cellular component: nucleus. The transcript is spliced from 3 exons. Gene Ontology annotation, biological process: neuron differentiation; brain development; positive regulation of transcription by RNA polymerase II. Bases 287 to 1030 code for a protein of 247 amino acids. Lineage: Eukaryota; Metazoa; Chordata; Actinopteri; Holocentriformes; Holocentridae. Gene Ontology annotation, molecular function: DNA-binding transcription activator activity, RNA polymerase II-specific; RNA polymerase II cis-regulatory region sequence-specific DNA binding. The record is from RefSeq and is a predicted model, not a curated record.